Carica papaya (papaya) is the source of this 3721-nucleotide messenger RNA. Its product is annotated as Serine/Threonine-kinase ATM. The record is from RefSeq and is a predicted model, not a curated record. NCBI's taxonomy places the organism in Eukaryota, Viridiplantae, Streptophyta, Magnoliopsida, Brassicales, Caricaceae.
UACUAUAAAUACAGAUAAUCCAACCUACAUCAGCACGGGAAGUACGUACAAAACAAGAGUCUUCCCCGAGUAAUUACAGUUCACCGUUUCUUUUUAGGAUCCAGAGAACCUUUUUUUCGCAGCAAGAAUCAACCUUUUUAUCGACUCGGCCGAGUCCGACCGAUCCUUGUCUCAUUCCAUUUUUUGAAUGUAAUGAUUUCUUUUCGAUGUAUCUCAGCUAAAUGGUUGUAAAUUUUGUGCAUUGUCGAGGAAGAGGUUUUUUUUUUGGGUGUAUUGUUAGUAGUGUGGAGAACCCUAAAGCCCUAUGGACUAUUGAACCCUAAAACCCAGAUGAUAAAACCCUAGAAGGAGCUUUCGGGUGUCAUCAGGGUUGUUUGGUUUGAAUGUAAAUGCUCCUGGGAUGUCAUCCAAUUCAGAGUUUCAAGCGCUGCAAAAUGGUGAAGAGACUGGCAUGGGCAAUGAGGAUACCAAUGCAAUUAAGGUGGAGGCAGAAAAAUUAGCAGAUGAUGUUGAAAGAAAGGAAUCUUUUUCCGGUGCCAAUGCAGUGGAUGGCGUUGGAGAGAAUCAUGUUAAUGUUGCUGGAAUGGAGAAGAGUUGUUUGAUGAACGAGGACCAAGAAAGUGCUCAGGAGGUGCAGUUGGAUGAGAAGUUAGUGGGGCUGGACGACCAUGGGAAUGAGGAAAUUGUAGUUGAGGAUAUUGUGAGGGAUGAAGAUGUGAGGGAAGAGGAUGUUUUAGGAUCAAAUGGAGUUGAUUCAGUUCAGAAGAUAGAAGUUUCUGGGGAUAAUAUAUCCCUUUUUGUGGAUCUUAGUGGAUCUUUAGGUGGAGCUAACCAAGGCAAUCUUGUUGAAGCUAAGGGUAGCGCGUCAGUAGUGUCUGGGGAGGAGACAAAUGAAGCUAAGGAUCAAGAAAGCAAGUUUUAUGUGGGUGAUAUCGUGUGGAUUAAAACAAAAAACCAGGCUUGGUGGCCAGGAAAGAUUUGUGAUCCUUCAAGCACAACAGGGCAUGCAAUUAAGACUGGACAGGAUGACUGCUUGCUGGUUGCUUACAUGGGCAGUGGCCAUGUUGCUUGGUGCUCACUAUCCCAGUUGAAGUCAUUUCAUAAGAACUUUGAGCAAAUGUCAGGGAAAAGUAAGGCCAGAAGCUUUGUUCGAGCAGUGGAGAAAGCUUUGGAUGAGUUUGCGAGAUGUCUAAAAUUGGAAAUGACUUGUUCCUGUGAAUCAAAAGAAAAUAAGCAGUCAACUGGAAAUGCUGAACCAUUGGAAGUUGUUCCACGGCCAGAGAGGAAAUCAGGUGAACUUGGAGAGUUUUCUGUCACCCACUUUGAGCCUGAGAAGUUCCUCUUGCAACUCAAACACCUUGCAGUUGUUGUCUCGGUGCCUGAAAUGCUUGAGCUUACUGUCAUCCAGAGUCGUAUAUCGGCUUUUUAUCGUACCAAAGGGCAUAGGCACUUGCCUAUUAAUCAACUCUUGGAACCAGCUGAUGUUGAAGAGAAUCCUAUUGACAGCUUAGCGUCUAGAAGCAAUAUUGAUGUUGAACCAGAGCACUAUGGGAGUGAUGCUACUGAAGUAGGAGUUAUAUCAAGCAAACUAGCAUCCGGUUAUAGGAAGAGAAAGAGGAAGACGAGUUCUGAAGUCAGAAAUGAAGGUGAUGAAAUUGAAGGUCCUAACAGUGGUACCUUGGCAUCUCCUGCAAAAAAGGAGGAAUCUAACACCUUGGGAUCUUUUACAAUAAUGAAGAGCAAGACUUCUGGUGUAGGAAAUGGUGGUGAUUGGAGUGAGGGAAAAAAUGAAAAGAGCUCUGAUUUUAGAGAACGGAAGAAGAGCAAGUAUUUGUCUUAUCCUUAUGUAAGUUGGGGAAGCACAGACAUGCCUAGUGAAACCGAUAAUGCUACUCAGAGAGCUUCUCAUGAAGUAUCAGGUUUAGAUGCAGGUAUGGAUCAGUUUAUUGGCUCCCCUUCCGCAGUUAAAGGUACUGUGAAACGUUUCCAGAAAAAAUGGUUUCAUAAGUUCAUAUGUGGCAAUGAUAUAUCCUCUAAUCAAGAAUUCAUUAAUACGUCUCCAGCUGAGUUGCUUUCUAAACUCCAAUUUACGGCCGUAAAUUGUCUUUGUUCUAAUGAAAUUGAAGAUUUUGAUUUAAUAGAAUGGUUCUUCUCCAAAUUUAGAAUCUCUGUAUAUCAUGAUGAAUCAAUUUAUGAGAAGCAUUGCAAGAAAGUCAUUGGUCUAAAAGAUGCUGCAGUGGCCGAUUCCAUCCCCUUGGAAAAAGAUUCACAUGACAAGUAUCAAUCUCCAGCCAGGAACCCUGAGAAGAAGGUGCGAAGGAGAAAGAAAAGUUUGAGCUUGGAGAGGUCAAAAAUUAAUUCUCUCUCUGGUAUCUCAGAUGAUGUGAAUGUAAAAAUUGCGACAAACAACUUAUCAGCAAAAGAUUCCCAACUAACAGGCUCUCAUGAUCCUCAAGGGAAGGAAACUCUAGAUAGUCAGGAGGUUAAACAAGCAGUCACUGUCAUUCCUGAUUUAAAUAGUAAUGGCACAACAUCCAUCUCUGCGGUAGAAGCUUCCCAGUUUAUGGUCCAUGUUAAUGCUGAGACUAAGAAGAGAAAGAGGAAAGCUGUUUCAGGGCCUUCAAAAUCCAGUAUCCCUGAUGUGAAUGAAAAUGAUGCAAAGUCAAGCUCGUUCAGUUCAGAACCCAGUCCAAUUAAUGGGAAGUGGCUUGCUUUUGGCAUUCCAGAUGCCAAUGGAAGCAAUGGUGAUCAAGGCCAGAAGAAGAGAAGACGGAGGAGGAAACAAACAGCAGAACCACCAAAUACUGAGCCUGCUUCUGCUAUACCAGAUUUAAAUGGGAGUACAACUGAAGCGAUUGGGUUGGGAAAUGAAUUUACUGAGACAAACUCCUCUUCGCCUCAAGUUAAGCCUAAGCGGAAGAGGAGACGGAGAAAAGGAGAAAAUGGAGGUGCUGUAAUUAAAAGUUGUGACCUAGGUGUGAGUAGUAGAGGAUCUCUAGAGACCACUCUUGUCCUAACAUUUGCAUCUGGAGCUUCCAUGCCUUCAAAAGAAGUUAUAGUUGGAACAUUCUCCAGUUUUGGGCCUUUGAAGGAAUCAGAGACGUGGUUGUUGGAAGAUUCUGGUACUGCCCAGAUUGCUUUCUUAAGGGAUGUGGAUGCUGGAGAAGCAAUUCGGAGUCUAGAAAAGAACAAUCCAUUUGGUGAAACACUUGUCAAUUAUCAGUUGCGAAAUCAGUUGCCAGUUCACAGAGCCUUAAUACCUCAUCCCAUGGAUGGACUUCGGAUGCCCAUAAAGCCUUCUGGUCCAAAAUGUCACCCUGGUGAGGUGCCUCCCAUUGAUUUUAUCAAGCAGAAUCUGGAGGCAAUGACAUCGAUGCUGGAAAAGUCAGGAGAUAAUCUUUCUCCUGAGAUGAGAGUGAAACUGGAGAGUGAGAUUAAAGGCCUCCUGGAAAAGAUCAGCUCCAUGCCCAGUUCAUCCUCUUCAUAACUGUAAGAUUGAAAGCAUCUCUAUUUAGCAUUUUUUUAAAUUGAUGUAAUGAAUAGUUUGGUACAACCAGUAGUUUCUGAACCUGAGUUCCUGUUUAUUUUAUUCCCCUUUAUCAGAUGUUGCUUUGGCAAUCUGCUCUCUCUCUCUCUCUCUCUCUCUCAAUAUUUAAUUUUUGUUAUAUGAAGAGAGCACAAGCGUUGGGAAGAAUUUAAGGGAGCCAUGCAUCUCUGCUAA